AUGGGAGUCAGGGAUCGCGGCGGAGAGGAGCGGAAGUCUGGCUUGGAGCGAGACGUCUCACGAAAUAAGUUCGCUCACGGACGCGUUUUGCUUGCGCACUCUCGCGGAGAGUGUCUCGUCCCCGGACCUCGCCGCAAAAGCAACAACGAGCGCGCGGCGCAAGGCGGGAGGCGCUCGAACCCCUCUCUGGUCGCGGCUCGCGGUACCAAACACGCCCCCUGCUACCGAGACGGAGACUGGUCCUCUGAAGACGAACUCAGCCGGAAGAGGCCGAAGCCCGACCGCUCGUUGUAUCCAUGGAUAGUCAACAAGCCCAUCCCCCCUUCCUCUGUUCGACCGAUUGUCAAGCGCCUGGUAGAGCAGUACCGCAACUUCUCCCUCGACAUCAUGUCCACACUCACCAAUCUCCUCAACUCACCUGGACUCCCGGAGUUAACCGCAUGCGAGUGGGACAACAUUUUGUGCGGACGACCCGUCGACCUCGACCAGGUCUUCAUUAGCCGAUAUCCAACCGCCUCCAGUUCAGUCAAAUCCUCCGGCGACCGGUUCGCUGCGUCGCAGGACGCCAGCGCCGCCUACGCCUUCGCUCUUCCCGAGCUCGCGCCUGUCUGUGUCACCUACGGAAAACAAAUCAUAUCCCUCUUCGCAUCCUUGCACGAAUCCCUUGCAGGACGGGUCCUCGAUUACGACCGAGCAAUUCGGAAACGUGUCGCAUCCAACCGCAACCUUCUCUUCUCCGACACGGCCGAGUUCUUCGACCUCCGCCUCCAGCACAUCGAAUCUGCAGGUGCGACCGUCGUGGAAGCAUCCACGAGCCACGUCUCCGAGUCUCGGCAGAACCGAGGUAGCCUGUGUCGCCGUUUCAACGAUGGCCGCGCGCACGAGCUUUCCACGUGCAAGUACAAGCACAUCUGCUCGCUCUGCCGCUCCAGCUCCCAUUCCAAGUCCCAAUGCCCUACGACUUCGUUUUGA
Messenger RNA from Epithele typhae, 972 nucleotides. RefSeq lists its product as uncharacterized. The record is from RefSeq and is a predicted model, not a curated record. The transcript is spliced from 2 exons. The coding region runs from base 1 to 972 and encodes 323 amino acids. NCBI's taxonomy places the organism in Eukaryota, Fungi, Basidiomycota, Agaricomycetes, Polyporales, Epitheliaceae.